AUGGCGUCCAACGAAGAAGGCAGGAUGAGCGUCUCCCGAUGGUCCGAACUUCUACCUGACGAACUCUUGGACCUCAUCGUCAAGAAGCUCACCCGCGCCUCCGACUACCUCCGCUUCCGCUGCGUCUGCAAGUCCUGGCGCUCCGUCGCCAAACCCACCAAUCUUUCCCCUCACCUCCCUCUCCUCAUGCUCCGCUACCACCCCUCCACCGAUCGCCGUUCCGUUCUCAGCGUAUCCGCCCGGCAGAUCCGCACUCUCUCCAUUCCCGAACUCGUCAACAAAGUAAUCCUCGCCGCCUCCCGCGGUUGGCUUCUUCUGCUCGACGUCGCCCCCGCGGACGGACGUCUUUUCUUGCUGAACCCCCUCACCGGAUCCGAAAUCCAGCUCCCUCCAACCGAUGGUUUCAUCCACCAGCCCGGCUGCGAAUUCUCUCCGGUCCAUCGGAAUUUUCUGAGAACCAGUCCUGGCAUAGACUCCACCUUGGAUCUACUCCAGUACUCGCGCAUUUUCCCGUGGCGAGCUUUCUUGCUUUCGAGCCCGAACAAGGAUUGCAUGGUAGUGAAUCUAGUGAUCGCCGAGUGCUAUCGUUACCACGGUCAUGUCGCCUUCUGUAAAUUGGGAGAUGAAUCAUGGACUCUGUCGAAUACUGGUUUAUUCGGCUCGCCCCUCUAUAUGGCGCACCAUGAGGGGAGCCCCUAUAUGACUGACUUGGAUGACAAUACUUUGGUUUGUGAAUUUGCUCCCCCUUUGGGCCCUUUGUCGAUCGAUUUGCCAGAUAUUGACAUCGUGGACUUGACUAUCUGCUUUUCAUCACAACAUUUUCACAGCCGUUAUUGCUUGCUUGUUAUAGUAUAG
Messenger RNA from Phoenix dactylifera (date palm), 855 nucleotides. RefSeq lists its product as uncharacterized. Gene Ontology annotation, molecular function: protein binding. The record is from RefSeq and is a predicted model, not a curated record. NCBI's taxonomy places the organism in Eukaryota, Viridiplantae, Streptophyta, Magnoliopsida, Arecales, Arecaceae.